UUAACUGUGUUGCUAUGACGUCAUGGGCACCUGUUUACCUUACAUUGGAGUGGGAACUUGAAAAAUGGCUAGUAGCAUAACAGAUAAUUUACUGCUUGUUACAGAUUCAUACAAGGUUACUCACCAUUUGCAGUAUCCACCAAAUACAACAGCAGUUUACUCGUACUUUGAAAGCAGAGGAGGAAAAUUUCCAUCCACUGUAUUCUUUGGUUUGCAGUAUAUCAUUAAGAAGUGGUUAACUGGUCAAGUUGUUACGAAGGAAAAAAUAACAGAAGCAAAAGAAGUUUACCACUUACACUUUGGUGAAGACUAUUUCAAUGAAGCUGGAUGGAAUUAUAUUCUUGAGCACCACAAUGGUUGUCUUCCUGUGAGAAUAAGAGCAGUCCCAGAGGGAUCUGUUGUGCCUUACAAAAAUGUUCUUUUUACUGUGGAAAACACAGACCCAAAAUGCUUCUGGCUGACAAAUUAUCUAGAGACACUCCUUGUGCAAGUAUGGUAUCCUAUGACUGUUGCUACAAAUUCAAGAUACCAAAAAGAAACAAUUGCAAGCUAUUUACAUGAAACAGCUGACAGUCUGGAUUCCCUUCCAUUUAAACUUCAUGACUUUGGAUUCCGUGGUUCAACGUCAGUUGAGUCCGCAGGAAUUGGUGGUGCUGCUCAUCUUGUUAAUUUCAAAGGAACCGACACUAUAGCUGCUCUUUGUGUUGCAAGGAAAUAUUAUGCUUGCAAAAUAGCAGGUUUUUCUGUUCCUGCUGCAGAACACAGCACUAUUACUACUUGGGGCAAAGAAGGUGAAAAGGAAGCAUUUUAUAAUAUGUUGAAGAAUUUUCCUUCUGGGAUAGUUUCCAUUGUAAGUGACAGCUACGACAUAUGGAAUGCCUGUGAAAAUGUUUGGGGACAACAGUUGAAAGAUUUAGUAGAAAAAAGGGAAGGAACUUUGGUCAUAAGGCCAGAUUCUGGUGAACCAUCAGAGGUGGUUGUCAAGGUAUUAAACAUUCUUGGUAACAAAUUUGGUACUAUCACAAAUUCCAAAGGAUACAAGUUGUUACCACCAUACUUGAGGAUCAUACAAGGAGAUGGAAUAAGUUAUGAAUCAUUAUCUGGCAUCUUGAAACAUAUGAAAAACCAGGGCUGGAGUGCUGAAAAUGUGGUGUUUGGUAGUGGUGGAGCACUUCUACAGAAGAUGGAUCGUGAUACUCAGAAAUGUGCUUUUAAAUGCAGUUAUGCACUCAUCAAUGGAAAAGAGGUCAAUGUGUAUAAACAACCAAUAACAGAUCCAGGCAAGAAAAGCAAAAAAGGACGUCUUACUCUAGAGUAUAUUGAUGGCCAGUAUAGAACUGUAGAAGAAGGAAAAGGGGACUCUAAAAAGGAUGUUUUUGUAACAGUAUUUGAGAAUGGAAAGCUGCUUAAAGACUACACCUUUGAUGAAGUGAGAACUAAUGCUGAAAUUGAUUUACUGAAGAAAACAUCUUAGAAAUAUUCUACAAAUUUAAUAAACAUCCAUAGAAAACAUUACAUGUCUGAAAUUUUAAUUUGUAAGCGUAAUGAAAAUACUGACAAUAAAAUGUGCACAACUGUUUAGUAUAUAUGCAUUACACUAACAUAUAUCAUGUCAAGCUAGAAAUGAGGAAGUGAAACAUAUGUCAUUAGUUAUGUUAUUUCUCAGAAGAGUAUACUCAAUAUUUUACCAUAAGUUUCAUAUUAUAUUUUCUUUUGUUAUAUUUUGAUCUUAAAACAUAAAAAAUCUGUACAUAUUAAUAUUCUCAUAAAGACAUUCCUUGUAA
Messenger RNA from Saccostrea echinata, 1784 nucleotides. RefSeq names its product nicotinamide phosphoribosyltransferase-like. The coding region runs from base 65 to 1474 and encodes 469 amino acids. Gene Ontology annotation, biological process: NAD+ biosynthetic process. Gene Ontology annotation, molecular function: nicotinamide phosphoribosyltransferase activity. The transcript has 9 exons. The record is from RefSeq and is a predicted model, not a curated record. NCBI's taxonomy places the organism in Eukaryota, Metazoa, Mollusca, Bivalvia, Ostreida, Ostreidae.